UUCAGAGCUCAUGCACCCAUCCCUUUGAUUAAAAGACCAGAAAGCUUUCUAUGGCGGCAGAGACGAAGCCGAAGACUAUAAAUUGUUAUCAGAUCAAAAUCAAGACUUCAUUAUCAAGAAUUGAAUAUCAAAGUUAAGAAUUCAAGAUCAAGAACAGAUUCAACAGAAAUGGAGGAGGACGAAGCAGAGAUGUACGAUGGUAUGAGAGGUCAUUUCCCUUUAGCUUUCGGUAAGCAAUCGAAGCCCCAAACCUCUAUCGAAUCCAUUCACAAAGCCACUCGUCGCCCCACCACCGCCACCGCCACCGCCACCGCCAACAAUGAAAAAAACCUCCCCUCAUCUUCUCAAUCUCUCUCUGACAUUAAUAAAGAUUUUCCUUCUCUCUCUUCCACUUCCAAAUCCUGGUUGGACUCCCUCAAAAACCCUAACCCUAACCCUAAUCUUGCAAGCGAUGCUGUGAUUGGACCGCCUCGACCUUCAUUUGCUUUGGAUUCGGUAAACGGUGGAGAGGACGAAGAUGUGAUAAUUGGUCCGCCUCGUCCGCCGCCUCCUGCUUCUGAUGAUGAGGAUCAGAUGAUUGGACCGCCUCGGCCAGCAGCCGUUGAUGAAGAUGACGACGGCGAGAUGAUUGGGCCGCCUCGGCCAGCAGCUGUUGAUGAAGAGGACGACGGCGAGAUGAUUGGACCACUUCGCCCUCCACUGGAUUCGAGAUUGGAUGACUCAGAUGCGGAAGAGGAUUCUGAUGCUGGGGAAGAGAACGUGUAUAGGAUACCUCUCAGUAAUGAGAUUGUCUUGAAGGGUCACACCAAGGUUGUUUCUGCUCUUGCUGUUGAUCAUUCGGGAUCUAGAGUCCUUUCUGGUAGUUAUGACUACACAGUUCGCAUGUAUGAUUUCCAAGGGAUGAAUGCUCGAUUGCAAUCCUUUAGACAGCUUGAACCUUCUGAAGGGCACCAAGUUCGCACUCUCAGUUGGAGUCCUACCUCGGACAGAUUUCUGUGUGUGACUGGUUCUGCUCAAGCUAAGAUAUAUGAUCGUGAUGGACUUACUCUGGGUGAGUUCGUCAAGGGGGAUAUGUAUAUCCGUGACCUCAAGAAUACCAAGGGCCACAUAUCUGGAUUGACUUGUGGGGAGUGGCACCCAAAAACAAAGGAGACAAUUUUGACAUCAUCGGAAGAUGGUUCACUACGUAUAUGGGACGUUAAUGACUUUAAAAGUCAAAAGCAGGUUAUCAAACCAAAACUUGCAAGGCCUGGAAGAACUCCUGUCACUACAUGUGCUUGGGACCGUGAGGGAAAACGCAUUGCAGGUGGUAUAGGAGAUGGGUCCAUACAGAUAUGGAGUCUUAAACCUGGAUGGGGAAGUAGGCCAGACGUACAUGUUCAAAAUGGUCACUCGGACGAUAUCACUGGACUUAAGUUCUCUAGUGAUGGGCGAAUUCUACUGUCAAGAAGCUUUGAUGGUUCACUAAAGGUUUGGGAUUUGCGCCAAAUGAAAGAUCCUCUUCGGGUGUUUGAUGAUCUUCAUAAUCAUUAUGCUCAAACAAAUAUUGCAUUUAGUCCUGAUGAGCAACUCUUCUUGACCGGAACAUCUGUUGAAAGGGAUAGCACAAUUGGUGGUUUGCUAUGCUUUUAUGAUCGAACAAAACUUGAACUUGUGUCAAGAGUUGGAAUAUCGCCAACUUGUAGUGUAGUGCAGUGUGCUUGGCACCCAAAGCUGAACCAGAUCUUAGUCACAGCUGGGGAUAAAAGCCAAGGAGGAACUCACAUACUGUAUGAUCCAUCCCAGAGUGAUAGAGGAGCUCUUGUUUGUGUUGCACGUGCACCGAGAAAGAAGUCUGUUGAUGAUUUUGUAGCACAGCCAGUGAUCCACAACCCCCAUGCACUACCCUUAUUCAGAGAUCAGCCAAGCCGUAAGCGUCAGCGGGAGAAAAUAUUGAAAGACCCAAUGAAGUCUCAUAAGCCUGAACUUCCCAUUACAGGACCAGGCCACGGUGGAAGAGUCGGUACAACAAAGGGAAGCUUGCUGACUCAAUACCUUCUUAAGCAAGGGGGCUUGAUUAAGGAAACAUGGAUGGAGGAAGAUCCAAGAGAAGCUAUACUGAAAUAUGCUGAUGUUGCAGCAAAAGACCCUAAAUUCAUUGCUCCAGCAUAUGCUGAGACACAGCCUGAACCACUUUUUGCGAAGUCUGAUUCCGAGGAUGAAGAGAAAUAAUCAGAAUAUGUUGAAACUUUUAUUUUUCGGCAUUACGAUUUUAUGGUACUUGUCCAAUCCUCAAAAACAAAAUAACUACAAUAAUUUCUUCAUUAUGCUUCUUUCUAUAUUGGCUGGUUCCCAAUUAUUUCCCCUUUUGUACAGCUGGAUCUUGGAGAUGUCUCACCUGUCACUUAGUUGAUAGAACCAUGCUUGAGGCAUUGUAAAAUUCUUUAUGCAGUAGCUGUGUUCAGAAAACAAUGUGCUGGUAUCACAAGUAAUGUUAAUCUUGGCUCUUUAUUUAUUUA
Messenger RNA from Cornus florida, 2498 nucleotides. RefSeq lists its product as uncharacterized. Gene Ontology annotation, biological process: regulation of DNA double-strand break processing. The transcript has 8 exons. The record is from RefSeq and is a predicted model, not a curated record. The coding region runs from base 169 to 2211 and encodes 680 amino acids. NCBI's taxonomy places the organism in Eukaryota, Viridiplantae, Streptophyta, Magnoliopsida, Cornales, Cornaceae. Gene Ontology annotation, cellular component: nucleus; site of double-strand break. Gene Ontology annotation, molecular function: protein binding.